Molecule: messenger RNA, 1098 nt
Organism: Anopheles cruzii
Lineage: Eukaryota; Metazoa; Arthropoda; Insecta; Diptera; Culicidae
Product: LIM/homeobox protein Lhx6-like
Exons: 5
Coding region: 49-1098 (349 amino acids)
Biological process (GO): positive regulation of transcription by RNA polymerase II
Cellular component (GO): nucleus
Molecular function (GO): transcription coactivator activity; DNA-binding transcription factor binding
Source: RefSeq, a predicted model, not a curated record
CGUUCGGUGACGUCAAACGGCUACUGUCAGGAAUGCACAGCACUGAAAAUGUUGCUGGUAUGUAGCAAUCAUCGCGGCCUGGGAAGUCCGUUAAAGUUGGAAUCAAUCAACGAUCACACAGUCAAUGUACAACCGAGCCGGACCCACAGCACCGGAAGCGUGGCAGCCAUGGGACACACGACAGUCACACCGAACGCACCGGCUAUCCAGUCGUCGGUCUCGUCCGCCCCGAACCUGGUCGGCUCGACCGGCCUGGCGAAGGACUGCGCCGGCUGCGGGAAGCGCAUCACCGAGCGCUUCCUGCUGAAGGCGCUCGACCUGUUCUGGCACGAGGACUGCCUCAAGUGUGGCUGCUGUGAUUGCCGCCUCGGCGAGGUCGGCUCAACGUUGUAUACUAAAGCGAACCUAAUACUAUGUAAGCGAGACUAUCUUAGACUGUUCGGCACGACCGGCUACUGUGCGGCGUGCAACAAGGUGAUACCGGCCUUCGAGAUGGUUAUGCGCGCCAAGAACAACGUCUAUCAUCUGGAGUGCUUCGCCUGUCAGCAGUGCAAUCAUAGAUUCUGCGUCGGUGAUCGUUUCUAUUUAUGUGAUAAUAAAAUUUUAUGCGAGUAUGACUACGAGGAGCGGCUAGUGUUUGCCAGUAUGGCGUGUAACCCAUCUAGCUUAGCGCACAUUCGGAGGCAAGUUAGUAAUUUACAGCCCGCCGGAGAAAAUCUCAUCCCCGGUGCUGGUAUCGGCGGUGGACGUAUGCCACCAGCCGGCGCUAAUAGACCUCCAUACGUAACGGACAAGCUCGCUCUACCGAACCCCCAGCAGCCCCAGCAAUCGCAGCAACAACCUCAGCAACUACCCUCGAUGGGCCCGGCGGUGGCGUCCUCGUCCUCGUCGUCGUCGUCAUCGUCCUCGACAUCCCUGUCCUCGACGAUGGCUCCGAGCAAUGCGCUGCUGACCUCUCCGACACAGCACCUGCAGCCGCAGCAGCAGCAGCAGCAACACCAUCCCAGCAACCUGGGCCCGCACCGGGACGACGGCUCCAGUGGCUACGGGAGCCCCGACUCGGAGACGUUCGAAACGCCGAACGGCACCAGCCAAUGA